Molecule: messenger RNA, 1028 nt
Organism: Cryptomeria japonica (Japanese cedar)
Lineage: Eukaryota; Viridiplantae; Streptophyta; Pinopsida; Cupressales; Cupressaceae
Product: WUSCHEL-related homeobox 9
Exons: 4
Coding region: 118-834 (238 amino acids)
Biological process (GO): regulation of developmental process
Molecular function (GO): DNA-binding transcription factor activity; DNA binding
Source: RefSeq, a predicted model, not a curated record
CUUGUUUCCUCUCUGGUUCAAUUGAGAUCUUCGGUGUUGUUUGUCUUUUUGGCUGUCUUUGUUGAAGAGUUUUUUCUUGUUUUUUCCAUUUUCCGUUCUUACAGAUUUGAGAUUUAAAUGGGUUCCAGGAGCCAUUGGCCAAAUCUGUUCAAAGUGAACCCUUCACCACUGCAGCGUCAAAUCAGCUCAUCUUUAACAAUAUCUACCGAAAAGGCGUCUGCUGUUGAAGGAACAUCGUCAUCUAGGGCAACACGCGAAAACAUCCGAGCAAAGCAGAGAUGGAGUGCCCUUCCAGAACAAAGGGAUAUUUUAGAAGAAAUUUUCAAAUCUGGAAUGCAAAGUCCAGACUUAGAGAAUAUACAGAGAAUCACUAGUUUGCUUCAAGCAUAUGGGCAUGUUGAAGAAUCCAGUAUCUUCUACUGGUUUCAAAAUAGAAAAUCAAGAGAGAAGAGAAAACAACAGUUAAACUCUAAAAGUAGUUCCGCACCCAGCAGUGGAGAAGUUUUACCACCUACAAUGCCUCCACCUCAACAGAUGAAUGCAGUCAGUUGUGAUCGAUGCCGAAACGCCAUGAUAACUGUACCAGCAAUAAUGAAUGACGGCACUAUCGUUCAUACUGAAGGAGGUGACAUGAAUCAGAAUGCUUCUGCAUUAACUGUAUUCAUCAAUGGCAUUCCAUUUGAUGCCUCCAUUUGGCCUAUCAAUGUGAAGGCUCAGUUCGGUGAGAAAGCAGUUCUGCUUAAUUCCUCUGGCCAACGAGUCCCUGUGGAUCAACACGGAUUCAUAUUGAAUGCAUUAGAACACCUAGGCGUGUAUCAUCUGGUCUAUGUCUGAACAGAACAUUUGCUUCAAACCAAAUGAUCUAUGUUUUGGGUUGUUGAUUCCCAGGUUUUCCAUUAAAUAGGCUCUCGGUGCAUACUGCAUAGUCACUCUAUCUUAGGAACUCAUUGCCUGACUUAUAUGCUCGUACAAUGUAGUCUUUCAAUACCUGUCGUUCUGAUGUACAUGAAAUUUGUUAUCAAUUUGGU